Phoenix dactylifera (date palm) is the source of this 4505-nucleotide messenger RNA. The record is from RefSeq and is a predicted model, not a curated record. Lineage: Eukaryota; Viridiplantae; Streptophyta; Magnoliopsida; Arecales; Arecaceae.
UUAGCCGCGCUCGGUCGGCGGAGGACGGCCUCUUCUCUCUCUCUCUCUCUCUCUCUUCUCCGACGCCGAUUUCCGGCCGCAAUGGUACUUCGAGCGAGAGAGCUCCACCGCCUUCAAUACCUACUCCCAGAGGCCUUUGGAUCGCUUUCCAGGGGCGGAGGUUACGGGAUGGCCGGCGGUGGGAGGAGGCUGCUGAGCGCCGGGAACACCAGCGGCGAGGAGUUCGCCGGAAAGAGCGCCUACGAGGUGCUUGAGGUCUCGGAGACCAGCUCGUUUGCCGAGAUCAAAGACUCGUUCCGGAAACUCGCCAAAGAGACCCACCCCGAUGUCUCGCCGUCGCCGGAUGACCCUGCCGCCUCCCAGCGGUUCCUCCAGAUCCUCGCCGCUUAUGAGAUUCUUUCGGAUUCUAAGAGAAGAGCCCACUACGACAGCUAUUUGUAUUCCCAGAGAACAAUACCUCAUAAAGAUCAUGGGCUUGGUUCAGCUGUUUAUGCAUACAAUUCACCUGUAAUUUUGACAAAGCAAAAUAAUGUAGUGGAGUGGCUAAGGUGGUACAGACUUACUAUUGAUGACAUUCUUAUGCAGAAAAAAGUUGUGACAAGAUCUGGUUACUUCGGUAAACUUGAGAGCGAACUUUAUUCAGCAAUACGUACUGCAUAUUAUGGCCCAAUUAUUGAGUCUAUGGAUCUUCUUCCUGACUGUUUUGAAGCUGAAGAGAGGUCUGUAUAUGAAACUUCUGAGGUGUUGCACUUGGUUUCAGGACGAGAUCUAUUUGGAAUUGUUAAUAUAGUUGAUAAGAUUCCUCAGUUGUCACAUAUAAGCCAUGAAAAGCUGAAUCCCUUUGAUUCCGUGGCUUCUGGACUUUGUCAGUAUGUUACACAUACUGCAAUGGAAAAAUGUUGUGAUUCUUUUGGAAGCAUUAAUAUCCAUGAAGAAGAUGUUAAACAGGACAGUAAUUUUCAAUCAGAUGUUUACAAAGAUCUUGAAUUGCAUAUCUAUGGAAGAGCAGUCGCUGUUGCGACUAGGAGCCCUAAAUGCAAAUGCAUUGGCACACAAACAAUAGAUUCUGAAGAUCACAUUCAUGUCUUUCUUACUUUACAUGAUGCUCAAGAUGCAGUUUCAUCUGGAUCGAAAAUUCUCCUAGGCACAAUAACUGGAUUAGGAACAAGUGCAGAAGAAGCAUCCUGUUCUGUUUAUGAUGGCAGUGGUACAAAAACUCAUGUGAUUAUGAAACACAGAACUUUGCUGGUGAAGCACGUGCGCUGGUUUCGAGUUGGGGGUGAGGUCUCAUCUUGUGAAUGCCAGUGUAGUAGAGCAGGCUUACCACCUAGCAAAUAUUGGCUGUUUGAGCCUCGUUGUAGCAUGCAUGACAUUGGUGGCUGGUACAUUGAAACAUUUGGUCAGGACAAGAAAAGAAGGACUGUGCCUUCCCAAAGGCAAUGGGAUGGUAUGACUGAACAUCCUGAAAAGAGAUUGCAUCCUGCCAUGUAUUUGCUGGCUCUGGCAUAUAGAACAUUAGAUCUUGAGGAUGCAAAAAGAAGGAAACGAAGUUUUAGGGGUUUUGUGGAAGCAAAAUUUUAUAGUGUUCUUCAUUGGUGUCAGAAGCUUCUAUAAUUUGAUAAAUUUGGAUUUUGGACAUAGGAAGAGGAGGAAUUUUACGGACCUUCUGCUAUCUUGGGACCUUUUGACAAUAUUCAGUUUAUCUUUUCAAAGGAUGUGUCAUUGUCACCAUUAUCAUCUGUGGUUCGUGUCUCAACAGUGCACCUGAAAGUAGCAAACAGUUGCAAAAGGAUAUAAUAUGGUGGACCCUGCUAUAAUGCAACUUCUAUAAAUUUUCAUUUGUGUGCAUUGAUGUUCAGACGUGGCUUCACUGAAUGGUAGGUCCAAGAACGGUGAGUUAUAUGAACAAGACAAUCUUGCAGCUCUUAUCUCUUGGUAUUGUACAGAAGGAAUAUCCAGGUUUCGUAUCUUAAUGAUAUCAAUGAAUACAACUUGGACUCAUUACCCUAUGAAAUUAAAAGGAGGAUCCAGUUUUCGAGCAUGCAACAUGUCCUACCACCACUCCUCGCAUCAGAGACCAGCAAAGGAACUACUUAAACCCUUGCCUAUUUCUCUGCAUGUUUGAACUCUUUCCAGGUCCAGGGGGACAAUGGAGGACUGCUCCUCAGUUACUUGAACUCAACCGCAUAACCAAUAAGGUAGGUGCCUCCACCCUCAGCUGGCAUUACUUGAGCUUGAGCUGUAUUUACUCUUAUCCUUUUCGGGAAUUUUACAAAGUUUUUUUCCCUUUUUCGUGCAGUUAUCAGUUUAAUUUUAUAUCCUCACAAUGUGUGGGCAUCUUGGUGUCUAAGAUGUAAACAAAUGAAAAUUGGAAAAGUAAACUCUGUCCAUUUUCAGCCAUUAUCCAGUUCAAAUAUGAAAUCUCACCAUCUAAAUCAGAUACUCUUUGCUUUCCAAAUGGUUUAAAAAAAAACUUUUUAUUUUCUUGGGGAGGAAAAGGCUUUUUAUUUUGCUAUGCAAAUUGAGCCCCUAUUUGUGAGUCACAUGCCCAUUAUCCGGUGACUAUAGUGGUGCGACUGCAGGUAUGGUCUUAUCAUUUACUUGAUAGUUGAUGCAGAAAGAAGUAUUUUAAGUAGAUGAAUUAGGCAAAAAAUGUAUUUUAAGAAGAUGAAUUAAACGUGAAAUGAAUGGUCAAUGUAAACUGCUGGAUGCUUUACUCCUCACAGCAAGAACGUACAUUAGUUUUGCAGAAAGAUUGGAAAUUAAUCCUUAAUGUUCUCCAUCCUUUCCUGAGCCCAAUAGCCCAAGUCGGGUCCAAUUCUAUUGAAAAUCGAUGAAGAUAUAGAACUUAUAUUAAAUCUAUCAUGAUUCAUGAACAAGUUUCCCAAAUACUGAAAAUUUUCAAGCAGGCCUCUGGUCUUAGGAACAAAAUGUGAGCAUAUUCAGUGAUCCACAGCAUUGUUAUUCUCGAAAGAUCAAGCAUAAUCACAAAUAUAUGAGGAUUAGAACGUGUACUUUACAUCGGUAUAGCUGAAUCAUUCCCAAGGCCUAUAGACAAAGCACGUAGCUUACGCCAACUAUGCCAGAUCUCCUUUUUAAAUCAUGGCCACAUGUAAAUUACAAGAAUCUGUUUAUUUUCUACAAGAUCGUUGCAUAUAGAAACACAUCACUCUAUCUCAGAUUUGAAGUAAAAAAAAUUAUGUUCCACUUGUUCAUUUGGUGGGCUAUGCUAUAGGUUUUUUUUUUUAAUCACUAAUUCAUUUUAAUUUUAAGACUUAAAAUUUACAGUUGUUCUUAUUAUUAUUGAGUUUCUUAUAGUAGGUAGGCAUUAAACUAAACAAAGUUUUCUCUUUCUUGAAGUUCCUUGAAGGAAAAUUCCGACAAUAAUAUUCCAGGGAUAUUUUUUUAUAAUUUGCUUUGCAAAACUCGUUCUAUGAGAUAAAUUUGACUUUUGACCACUUAUCAAGUAUUAAAUAGGAUUUACUUAGGAUCAACUCAGAGCUUUCUUAAAACCACCUCCAUUGUAGGAUUUGCAUGCACCAGUUAGUUGCCAAAAACUAGCUCUUUCUUGAAACUAUGAUGGCUUCCAUCUGUUUGUGGCUUAAUUUCUAACAUUACGAAAUCUACUAAUUUCAAUAUAUACUUCACCCAACUUACAAUCUCAAUUGUCACUUUAGUAAUUUCAGCUUCCAAUAUACACUAUAGCCAAGAUUAAAUGGAAGAGAUGUGCCUACCACUUGCAAAGGUCUGCUUUCAAAUCAAAGGUCAGAACUGACCCUGCUGAACCCCAUCACUAAUAUACUUCAUGUGGAAAAGGGAUGGAUUUUUAACUUCUGCGGGGUUGUGUGUUGAGACCUUGGGGUGUUUUGGCUGUCUUUUUAGGGUGUUCUAUUGUAACAGGCGAUGCCUUGUUUUCAUGUGACGAGUGGUGGUAACUGUAAUAGCCCAAUCCCUUGGGCUAUUGGGCCGGCCUGUGAGGGCCCUAGAGUGGGGGAGCACGUGCGCUGCACGUGUGGGCGGAGUGGGCGAGGAAGAAGACUCCCAAGUUUAUCUCGGCGGAAUCUGAGACUCCUAGGGCAAUCCAAGUUUAUCUAAAACUUUAGGUUCUCAUCUAUUAAAGUCCUCCUCCUUCGUUGAAUUCCAUCACUAAUCUUUUGAGAAAUAACCACGAACUCCAAGCUUCUUUUCUGGAUUUCUUUCUUGUUGGUUUAAUUGAGUUGUAUUGGAUGUUUGAAAAGCGAUUUCAUAAUUUAUAUUUUUAUUUUGGUAUUGAUUGCUAUUUUCAAACUAUAUUAUUUUAUUGGUGCAAAUGUGCAGAGCUUCUUACUAGGUCGUAAAGCGCACAAUCAUUUUUCUCUCUUUUUUAGUAUUUGGCUAUGGUUGAGAUCACAAAUGAAAGGGAUGAAAUAGAUAGAGCAUCAUUAUUCUUGGUUGGAUGAAUGAAUUUUGUAAUUAUGUAUAAAGUUUAUUACUUGUUAUGAAAUGAGAUUAUUUUUGUUCAUAGA